Nymphaea colorata (pocket water lily) is the source of this 3705-nucleotide messenger RNA. Its product is annotated as glycine--tRNA ligase, chloroplastic/mitochondrial 2. Gene Ontology annotation, biological process: glycyl-tRNA aminoacylation. The record is from RefSeq and is a predicted model, not a curated record. The transcript has 37 exons. Gene Ontology annotation, molecular function: glycine-tRNA ligase activity; ATP binding. Gene Ontology annotation, cellular component: cytoplasm; mitochondrion; chloroplast stroma. Bases 83 to 3493 code for a protein of 1136 amino acids. Lineage: Eukaryota; Viridiplantae; Streptophyta; Magnoliopsida; Nymphaeales; Nymphaeaceae.
AGGAGCGAACCGAUAAGCCUUCACUCCUUUCCCUCCAACGCCAUCCCGCUCUCCCGCUAUUGGCCAUCCUCGGAGGAGGACGAUGGCCAUCCUCUCCCUCCCCAAGGGCCUAUGCUCCCUAAGGCCUCGCACUCCUCGGUUCUCCUUCCUCCGGUCGACGUCGGCCACGACCGACGUCCCUUUCAUCCUCUUCCCUUCCCACUGCUUGCGCCCGUGCUUCUUUCAUUCCACCAGGGGAGUCAGCGUUUCCGUUGCGCGGACAAUCUCUUCCGACUCUUCCCUGUCAUCGCUAUCUUCGCAGAAGGAUGAUAAUUCGAAAUCGCUGGCAUUCACGGCUCCUACAUUUCAACAGGCGAUACAACGCUUGCAGGACUAUUGGGCGUCGGUUGGGUGCGCUAUCAUGCAAUGCAGCAACACCGAGGUGGGAGCGGGAACAAUGAAUCCGUUGACGUUUCUGAGGGUUCUUGGACCAGAACCAUGGAAUGUUGCGUAUGUCGAACCUAGCAUAAGGCCGGAUGAUAGCCGUUAUGGGGAUAAUCCAAAUAGGCUUCAACGCCACACUCAAUUUCAGGUUAUAUUAAAGCCAGACCCAGGAAAUUCUCAGGAACUUUAUAUUAGGAGCCUCUCAGCACUUGGGAUUAAUGUAAAAGAGCAUGAUAUUCGCUUUGUGGAGGACAACUGGGAAAGCCCGGUUCUAGGUGCUUGGGGAUUGGGAUGGGAAGUUUGGAUGGAUGGUAUGGAGAUUACACAAUUCACCUACUUUCAACAGGCUGGGAGCAUACCAUUGAUGCCUGUGUCGGUGGAGAUAACUUAUGGACUUGAGCGUAUCCUUAUGUUACUUCAGGGUGUAGAUCAUUUUAAAAAAAUUCAAUAUGCUGCGGACAUCACCUAUGGCGAGCUCUUUCUUGAGAACGAGAAGGAGAUGAGUGCAUAUUAUCUGGAACGUGCGAGUGUUGAUCAUAUCCAAAGACAUUUUGAAUUUUUUGAGGAGGAAGCUCGUGCUUUAUUAUCACAAGGCCUUGCAAUUCCUGCGUAUGAUCAGCUUCUCAAGACAUCUCAUUCUUUUAACAUUUUAGAUGCUAGAGGCUUCGUUGGUGUUACUGAACGUGCCCGGUACUUUGGUCGCAUGCGCAGCUUGGCGCGCCAUUGUGCCCAGCUCUGGGUGAAGACUCGUGAGUCUUUGGGUUUUCCAUUGGGCUCAGUUUCUGAACCCAAGAUUCUUGCUGAUCCGAAAGAAAUUAUUCAGGCAGAAAUGGAAAAGGUAUCAAGAGAUUCCAGAGGAUUCAUUCUUGAGGUAGGAACUGAAGAGAUGCCACCACAAGAUGUUACUGAUGCAGGUCAACAACUUAAAAAUUUAUUGGUGGAACUUCUGGAGAAACAAAGAUUGAACCAUGGCGAGGUGUCAAUGUUUGGUACUCCACGUCGGAUUGUGGUUCAGGUUGACCGGGUUAGUUCUACACAGUAUGAAACUGAACUAGAAGUUCGUGGUCCACCUGUGGAGAAGGCUUUUGACAUGAAAGGGAAUCCCACAAAGGCAGCUGAGGGAUUCUGCCGUAGGUAUGGUGUGCCAUUGGAUGCAGUGUUCAGAAAAACUGAUGGGAAAUCAACUUAUCUUUAUGUUAAAACAAGGGAGCCUGUUCGGAAUGCUUUUGAGGUAUUGGCAGAAUCUUUACCGAAUAUCAUUUCGAGCAUAUCUUUUCCAAAGUCAAUGCGGUGGAGUUCUCAGACUGAAGACCUUCACGGCAGCCGGCACACGGUCACCGGAGAAGGCAGCCGAUGGCGACGGCGACGACCGGAGGAGCAGCCGAUGGGCGAAGAGGAGGCAAUGCCGCAAAUGCAAUCUCUCGAGUCUCGACGGGCGACGGUGACGACGGAAGGUCGAAAAGUCAUGUUUAGCAGGCCUAUACGAUGGAUUCUAGCACUUCAUGGUGAUGUUCUUGUGCCAUUUGUGUAUGCAGGAAUUUUAAGUGGAAAGGUAUCGCAUGGGCUUCGCAAUUCACCAUCAGCCACUGUGAAGAUCGAUUAUGCAGAAGAGUAUCCAACUACUCUUAUGAAAGCUGGGAUUUUGGUCAAAACUGAGGAGAGGAAGAGAAAGAUAGUGGAAAGUUCACGUUCAUUAGCUGAAAGUGUUAAUGGAAGUCUACUUCUAAAAGAAAGCUUGCUUGAUGAGGUCGUUAAUUUGGUUGAAGCACCAUUACCAAUACUCGGAAGCUUUGAUGAGUCUUUCUUAGAGCUACCACGAGAUCUACUUGUCAUGGUUAUGCAAAAGCAUCAGAGAUAUUUUGCAAUAGAAGAUUUGACAAGUGGGAAGCUGUUACCUUUCUUCAUUGCUGUGGCCAAUGGAGUGAUAGAUGAGAAUGUUGUGAGAAAAGGAAACGAGGCUGUCCUCAGGGCUCGCUAUGAAGAUGCUAAGUUUUUCUACAAUAUGGAUAGGCAGAAAAGGCUUACAGAGUUUAGAGAUCAACUGAAAGGAAUACUUUUCCAUGAGAAGCUAGGAACUGUCUUGGACAAAACAAGACGAAUCCAAGAGACAGUACCUAAAUUGGGAACCUUUUUGGGCUUGGAUGAAGGUGUGCUGCCUAUAGUUCAAGAUGCUGCAUCCUUAGCUAUGGCAGAUCUAGCCACAUCUGUAGUGACAGAGUUUACCUCUUUGUCUGGGAUAAUGGCUCGCCAUUAUGCUUUGCAUGAUGGUUAUUCUGAGCAGAUUGCAGAGGCCUUGUAUGAAAUUGUGCUUCCUCGUUUUUCUGGAGAUAUAGUUCCAAAAACUGACCCUGGAAUAGUCUUGGCAGUUGCUGAUAGAUUAGAUAGUCUUGUUGGUUUGUUUGCAGUUGGUUGUCAACCAACUUCUAGUAAUGACCCUUUUGGUCUAAGAAGGAUUUCAUAUGGACUUGUUCAAGUGUUAGUUGAAAACAAAAAGAAUUUGGAUUUGCGAAAUGCUCUGCAGUUGGUAGCAGAUGUUCAACCUGUACAAGUGGGAUAUGAUGUUUUACAUGAGGUUCAUUAUUUUGUCACACGUAGAUUGGAGCAGCUUCUGGUGGAUAGUGGGGUAAGUGCUGAGGUUGUUCGUUCUGUACUUUCAGAGCGUGCUAAUUGGCCAUAUUUGGCUGCAAAAACAGCAAAAAGGAUGGAAGACUUGUCUAGAGAAGGCCAUUUGCAGAAAAUUGUGGAAGCCUACUCUCGGCCAACAAGAAUUCUUCGGGGCAAAGAUGUUGAUCAUGAUGUGAAGGUUGAGACAUCUAGAUUUGGGUCUAAAGAAGAGCAUGCUCUUUGGGUUGCACUUCAGGCUGUGGAGGCCAAAAUUCAUGGAGAAAUUGAAAUCGAUGAUUUUGUGGAGAUAUCUUCCGUUCUGUUGCAGCCACUGGAGGAUUUCUUUAACAAUGUGUUUGUAAUGGUGGACGAUGAAGGAGUCAGGAAGAAUAGGCUUGCACUCCUUAAGAGAAUUGCAAAUCUUCCAAGAGGUAUUGCAGAUCUCACAGUUUUGCCAGGAUUUUAGGACUUGUUUUUCCAUUUUCUUGCCAUUCUUUUUCAUAAUAAUCUAAAUUCAAUGAACUUCGUGUAUAAUAUUUGGAUUUGUACAUUAUAGCCGUCAUUAAAUACGGCUCGGCUCUUCAUGACAGUUUGCUCUUUUGUAUGAUCAGCUACGCAAAGAAGUGUACCCUUGGAUCUUUUUUCGCAUGUAAUAAAGCUUUUUGUCCUCGAAAAUAA